This is a messenger RNA of Thalassophryne amazonica, 4100 nucleotides long. RefSeq names its product rho guanine nucleotide exchange factor 15. The record is from RefSeq and is a predicted model, not a curated record. The transcript has 16 exons. NCBI's taxonomy places the organism in Eukaryota, Metazoa, Chordata, Actinopteri, Batrachoidiformes, Batrachoididae. The coding region runs from base 346 to 3351 and encodes 1001 amino acids. Gene Ontology annotation, molecular function: guanyl-nucleotide exchange factor activity; protein binding. Gene Ontology annotation, biological process: activation of GTPase activity.
UAUUGUUUGUUUUUUUUUUUUUUAAUGUUUUUAUAUUUUUUAACUUUGUGGAUAAUUUGUUUUACCGUAUGUCUUUGGAUCGUCUUUUUAUCCGCACGGGAUCAAGUACGUUGUAAAACGCAGAACUUGACUCGUUUUCAAUCAGAAGCGACUGUGUUGUUUAACCAAAAUUUGACGCCGAAUCACUGAAGAAACAAACACAGAGGCUUUUUAGCAACUCUGAUGAGGAUGGCAUGCUGGCAUUGACCUUUGCUGUGAAGGCCUGGCCUCCAGUUGGUCAGGCCUGGACUUGAGACAGCCUAAGAGAAGAGCCUCAUCCCUUCCUGUCUUGCUGCUGCUACCACCAUGUCUUUUCCACAAUCGUCACAUCUCAAAUCGGACGCCGAAACAAGACCAGAGGUUUUUCCAAAACCAUCAAAGGAAAACGUCCUGCCUGGAGGAGACAAAGGAUUAAACAUUCCUGGUGGAAAGGUCAGGAGUAUUGUAGACCGUUUUAGCCAACAUGAGCCUGUGCCAAACACAACAGGGGACCAUCCCACCAAUGGCACCGCAUCAUUAAAGCCACUCAAACUGUUCAAGAGAGGUCCUACCCCUAAGCCCAAACCAGGGUCGUUAAUUGUGCUGAACCAUGUAGUUGCAGAGCGGGUUCCUCCACUGCCUACAAAGAGGACCCAUAAACUGCAAAAACAAACAGAAUGCUUGGGAGAAGACGAAGGGAACAAAUUUGGUGUCGAAGGAGGUCGACCAGCCCCAGAUGGAAAAGAGGUAGAGAUACAGGUGGGCAGAGGAGGGGACGCCGAGGCAGACUCGCCUUUGACUCCGAGCUGUGACCCAAACUGCAGCUGUGUGUGCCACCACCAGCGGCCUGGAAUGAAACUAAUAUGGGUGCCGGUGGAUCUGGUAGAUGGUUGGAGUGAAUUGGAAGAGGAGGACGCGGCCGAGGGGGACCAGGACUGGAGUGAGGGACAGGAAGGGGAGAGCGAGGCAGGGGACGAGGUGGACAGGACUUCUGAGGUUGAGAAAAACGAGGUGGCAACUCAAAAAAAGAAAACCUUCCACCACACUUUGGAUGUUCUUAUUGCAGAUGGUCACAGGAGGAGGUCGGAUCCGGGGCUGCACAGCGUCGUCCCCUCAUUCAUCUCGCCAGCACUUUGUCCUUGGUUGGCCCCCACCCCCCGCAAAUUUAGUCACCCCCCACCAGUAACACCCCAAGGCGGAGAAGAAAGUAUUUAUGAAGCCACGAUUUCUGUGGCUCCCAAAAAGCCUUCGCCAUUAUGUAAGGAGCUGGACACCCCGCUGAUCAGUGUGCGCAAACCGGCUCGGCGGUCAAGAUUGACCGCUAGCAUCUCCGACCCUACAUCCCAGAAUCCAGUGGAUGACGUUUUGAUCUCGAGCCCCGACAGCACCCCACCCGCCAUCCCGCCUCGGGUGCCUUUGAAUACAGAAAGCUGCACCCCCACAGCAAUGCGCCGGAGUUGGAUUCCUCUUCCACCCCUCCCGCCGGAGGAGCGGCACUUAAUCAGGACCCCCUCUCCCAACCAACUUUCCAUUACGCCACGCUCCUCCAGCCCCCUCCUGCCUGUCAGACCUCCCCCUCCACCUCCUAAAGCGGAGCCCAGGAGGACGAGUGAUGCCUCGUUGCAGUUGCUGAAGCAGACGUUAGAUGGAGUGCAGAAAGGAAAGAAAGAGAAAGAGGACUUGGAGGAAGAACAGCGCCCAGUUGCACCAGUACGGAGAGAGUCUUCAUUCAGGAGCGAGUCUUUACUCAGCUGGGAGUCCCGGCUGCAGGAUGAGCCUCUUUACCAGACGUACCGCGACAGUGUCAUCAUCAGAGAGAUUCGACGGCAAACCGUCUGCCGCAACAUCAGCAAGACGAGCGCCGACUACAACACGGAAAUAAUCGCUUUUAAAUCUGACAAUGCAUCGGGAGGCGGCACACCCAGAAGCAGCCCUGUGCCCACCGCGGGCCAGAGCACCCUGUGGCAGGACCUCCCAGACGUGCGGCAGAGCGGAAUCCUGGAGAAACUCACCGCUGACCAAAUCAAGUACCAGGAGAGUAUGUUUGAGGUUCUGACAUCAGAGACCUCCUACCUACGAUCGCUUCGCGUGCUGACAGAACAUUUCCUGGAAAGCCGGGAGCUGGUGGAGACGCUGAUCAUCAGAGACAAACAGAUCCUUUUCUCCAACAUCCUGAGGGUCCGCGAGGUCAGCGAAAGGUUCUUGAAGGACCUGGAAGAUCGCAUAUUCUCGGAUGUAGUCUUCACCGACAUCUGUGACAUUAUCCACUACCACGCUCAGCACAACUUCCCCGCCUACAUUGACUAUGUCCGCAACCAGAUCUUCCAGGAGAAGGCCUACAAUUCACUCAUGAAGAACAACGUGCAGUUUGCUAUGGUACUCAAUCGCCUGCAGGAAUCACCUCUUUGCCAGCGGCUGCCGUUCUCCUCCUUCCUGCUGCUGCCCUUCCAGCGAAUAACGCGUAUCAAGAUGCUCAUUGAGAAUGUCUUGAGGAGGACGAAAGAAGGGACAAAAGAGGAGCAGGAUACCUCCAAGGCUUUGGCUUCAGUGUCUAAGAUCAUCGAUGAAUGUAACUCGGAGGUGGGAAAGAUGAGACAGACGGAGGAGUUGAUCCAUCUCUCUAAAACACUCGAAUUUGACAAACUCAGGGCCAUCCCAAUCGUCUCUGCAAACCGAUAUCUGGAGAAGAAGGGGGAGCUGCAGGAAAUGUCCAAAAGCGGCACGAUCUUCAACAUGAGGGCAAGGUUCAACCCCAUGCACCUUUUCCUCUUUAACGAUCUGCUCAUCAUUGCUGUCAAGAAAAGUGGAGAGCGUUUUGUGGUGACAGACCACGCCCAUCGCUCUUUGGUGCAGGUGCAGCCAGUGAAUGAAAGUGGGAGCAGCGGCGGCCCCUUUGAGCACUGCUUUAACCUGACCCUGCUGGAAAACCAUCAGGGGCGCAUCAUGGAGAGGCUGGUGAAAGCUCCGUCUCAGUCGGACAUGGACAGGUGGCUGGCAGUUUUCCCUGACCCCACCAAGGUCGACAGAGAGGAAACAGAAGUGAUUUACGAUGAGUGGGACUGUCCCCAGGUGCAGUGCGUGGAUCAGUACGUGGCCCAGCAGGCCGACGAGCUCUCACUGGAACCCACCGACAUCAUCAACGUCAUCCGUAAAACUACCGAGGGCUGGUACGAGGGGUUUCGCCUCUCCGACGGCCAGAAGGGCUGGUUCCCAGUUGCCAAUGUUUUGGAGAUCACCAAUGAGCACGUGAGGCGACGCAACCUUCGAGAGCGCUACAGAGUCAUGCAGGCCGCCAGCAUGAUAUCCAUCACCAGGAACCGCACCAUGCCUUAGGACGCGCAGGUCCAGGAUGUUUACAUUUUAAGGAGACGCUCCAAAAAAAAAAAAAAAAAAUUAGGAAAUGUUCUAUACAACUUGGCAAAAACGCUAACAUUUGUUUUUAGUACAAGUGGAGUUACUUGUUUACUACUGAUGUUGAUGUGCAGGUUUGCCAAGAGACCAGAGCUCCUACUGCAGAUGAUUUUUUUCUUUCCUUUUAUCAGCAUGUUUUCCACAAGUAUCGCCACGUUGAGUGACAUUCAUUCCGUUCUACUGCUCAGCCACAUUAUCCUGCAGAGACAACAGAAGGGGAUCCUUGGUUUUUUUUUUAAAACUUGCAUGAAAAAUUUGAGUGUUAAAAUUUUUUAAAAGGACUUUCAAAACUCUAGCCUGUUGAAAGACACGACAUUGGAUGAACUCAUUUGGUUCAGUUUGUGACCGAAGUGCACAGAAUCUUCCCAUGUCAGUACAAAUGUAGGCGCAGUCGGAACUACUCCCAACUGUAUGGAAAUGUGCAAUGACAGCGCCCCCUGCAGUUUGUCAUGAAUGGCAGAAAUUUAUGAGGAUGUAUUGUAAUGUACAGACGGAUGACAAAUUAAAGGAAAAACUUGAAUAAAUAAGUGGAUAAACAACGACUGCCCCCAUCAAUGCUAUUGUUGUUUUUUCCGAUUAAUCUGUCACCCAUCGGUAUGUUGUAAAUAGUGACCGGAAUUAUCUCCUUCAAAAGAGUUGUGGUUUUAAUAAAAAUUUGUUUCUAAAUACCA